Pantherophis guttatus is the source of this 2516-nucleotide messenger RNA. Lineage: Eukaryota; Metazoa; Chordata; Lepidosauria; Squamata; Colubridae. The record is from RefSeq and is a predicted model, not a curated record.
GGGUCUUGGGAGUGUUGGAAGAAAUGUCCAUCUGGGUUCAGUUACAAGUGGGGAAAAAGACACUGGAAUAUAUGGAGACUAUUGGGAAAGAUGGUUUAAUGGUGGACAGGAUCACAUGGUUUGAGAUCCCGGUCAAAAAAGGCACAUGGAGUGGGGAGAGAGAGACAGAUAUUUAUACCCUCUGUUGGGAUUUGAAUUUGAGCUCGUGUUCUGAUUGGUGGUCAGACUCCCAUGGGACCAUGCAGGGGUAACUUGGUAGGUUGUCUGUGUCCUAGGCUUGGUUGACUCCUGCGGGGUGAUGAUGUAAUGAAAGGGCUUGGGGCAAUUCCUAGUAGGGCUCUGCCUGAAGGACGUAGAUCUUUGUUAUGUAGAAUAGGCUGGCCCAGGCCUUAAUGAUCCAUUGACAAAGGUGGAGGGGGGGGGCUGAUAUUCUGCCCCCUUUUUAAUAUUUCCUAGAAUAUUUCAUUUUUCUAGGAGAGGGGUGGGUGCUAACUUCCUACAAGGGCGUUAGGGAAGAGGGGUAGAAGGCAGUCUGGGGCUCUUAAGGCAAGAGGGGAGCCUGGGGAAAGCAGGGAGAUGGACCCAGGGACAUAGGGGGGGAGUCUGGAGUCUGGUUUUGCGGGUGCACUCACAAAAUGGCCCUGGAGGGUCCAGCCUGGCCUAAACUGAUUUUGGUCACUGUUUAACGUGUUUAACCUGUUUAACCUGGAACAAAGUCAAGAGCUCGAUUCAAUAAUUCAUGCCAUGUUCUUGCAUGAUUUAUGCUGAAAUAAUUUAGAUGUCCUCUGAGUUCCCAGCCCGUAACGGCGCCUCUGUUCUCGUCUGAUUACGGUUUCACAAAAACCCUUUUCUUUUUUCUUUUUUCUUUUUUUCAAUUUUAAAAACAAACUUUAUUAAACAUAUAAAAGCAAAAUAAUACACCAUGUGUAUACAAAACACAUAUAUAUCCAUAUAAACAACACUACAUCAAAAGAAAAAGUGACUUUGAUCACAUAUCCGUUCUGUUAUUGACGGUGCAUUUUUUAAAAAAUUUUUGUUAUCAUUCAGAAUUUUGCGUUUGCCCUCAUUUCUCCGAGUUACCCAAUUGUACUAUUUAUUCCAUACUAUACAAUAUUUUGAGUCUGCCUUCUCUUUCAAUUCGAAGGUUAAUCCAUUUCCACACAAUUAUAGAUUUUUUUGAAUUUGUUGGUAGUUGAUCAGUUUUCCAAAAUUGAGCUAGCGCCAAUCUGGCUGCAGUGACUAUAUGUAGCAUUAAAUUCUUUCUUUCUUUCUUAGAAUUUUCUUUAAUCAUCCCUAGUAAAAAUAUUUCUGGUUUAAGUUCUAUUUUUUCCGAUGUUAUUUCUAUUAGCCAAAUCCUUAUUUUUCCCCAAUACUUCCAAUUUUUUGGGCAAAGCCACCAAACAUGGAGAAAAGUGCCCUGUGCCUGCUUGCAUUUCCAGCCAGUUCGAAUACAUUUUCGCUAACCUUGAAGGGGCCAGAUACCAUCUAUAUCACAUUUUAUACUGGUUCUCUUUAUAAACUACUGAUUUUGUCAUAAUAUAAUUAUUUUCCCACACUCUUUCCCUGUCCUCCAGUUCUAUGUUAUGUCCGAUGUUUCUUGGCCAUGCUAUCAUUUGUCUCUUUACUAAUUCUUCUGCCAAAUCAAAUUCCAAUAAAUAUUUAUAAAUGUUUGAAAUCAAUUUUUCCUCCGUGGCUUCUAAAAGUUUAUCCAACGAUUUGGUUUUAAUUCAAUUCCUCCUUCCUCUUGGUCUUUUUUCUAUCUUGUUUUUAUCUGUAAAUAGGGCCACCGGUCAACCUGAAUUCCUUGCUCUCCGAGUUCUUCUUGUGUUUUUAAUAUUCCACACAGAGCUGGCCAGAGACACUCGAUCCCUCGUCUCGUGUCUUGUAUCGGUUACCCCUUCGAUGAGAGAGGCCGCCACGGAGACCGCAGCCUCCCUGGACGGACAGUUGCAGGCUGAGAGUGGAAGGAGAGGAGGGAAAGAGCACCUGUGGAAAGGUUCCCCCAGAAAAAGCUGCCGGCUGCUGUAUAUCUCAGGCCCCAGGAUGCCAUCGGAAUUGGAGACGGCUAUGGAGAUCAUCAUCUCCGUCUUCCACAGAUACGCCCUCAGAAGCGGCGACAAGGAUAAGCUGAGCAAGAAGGAGCUGAAGCAGCUGCUGCAGAAUGAGCUGGGCGGCCCCUUGAAGACCCAGAAAUAUCCGGAGGGGGUGGACAAGAUCAUGCGCGGUCUGGACAAGAACGGCGACGGGCAAGUCAGUUUCCAGGAGUUCCUGAAGCUGGUGGCCGCCAUACUUAUAACAGGAAACUCUUCCUUUUCGGAGGAAACCUGAGCUUGCCGGCGGCCCUUAGCCGGAACACAAAGCUCGGGGGUUUGGGGGGGGCUUCAAGCCCAGCUGUCCCCUUCGCAACGCCUUUUCCCCCGUUUCUCGCGGCUUCUCUGCCCAACUGGGAGCACCCCGAGGUGCCAUGUAAUUGUCUGCUGGGACAGCCCUGCUGCUGAUUAAAGCUGUUUAGUGUG